GUUGACAUCAUGGCUGAAAGGAGGGCAUUAUUUGAACAUUCGUUCUAAAGUUGAUCAAGUUUCUCCUUAAUCAAAUUUAUGUAAGGGACUUAAAUGUAUGCAAAUUGUCUUUUAUGUUAUGUUAAUAUUUCAAUAAUCAAGGAAAUAUUAUAUAUUGGACUUUUGUUGUAUAUUGAUUGAAAAUGUAAAUACAGGUCUAGGCUUGCUUUGAGCUGUUGAGUAUAUCAUAUGAUACCGUAUCAGAUACGUACAUAUAGGAAAUAAAAAUGGAUGACGACUUAGACUUCACAGAUGAUGAAAUAAGAGAUGAAUUAUCAAAGCUAGGAUACAGAAGUAUACCCAGGGAAAGACUCCAAGAGUUUAAGAAAGAUUUACGAGUACUAAUACAGCAUGAAAGAAGCAAGCUAUCCAAUGACACAAGCCUUUCUUCUCGCAUGCAGACAGACGCCUCAGAUUCCUUUUUAGAUCCAUCCCAUAGACAACAAGAAGAUUCUCCACCUAGUCAUAGUUAUUUCUCUAUGGAAAAGGAAAACAGACCACAGCGAUAUGAUUAUGGGGAUCCUAUUAUCAGAAAGCCUCUCCAACCAAGUCAGUUGCGAGGAGAAUUUGCCUUAUAUGAUAGUCGUCUAGACAGUACAAAGGAUGAUUUUUCUGGUUCAGAAUCAGGCAGCAGGAUGAUGAAAAGGAAAGUGCUUAGAAAGAAAACAGAUGGGUCCAAGGUGAUAGAUGAAUCAUUCACAGAGAGUGAAUCAGGAAGUGUUUUAGAUAUCAAUGAGAGACUGCGACUGUUGGGAAUUGAUACAGACAGACCUAGAACAGCCCCUGCUGCAGAGCCCCCUUACCGUCUUUCUCCAGAUGAUCCCAGGCCUGCCUCAGUUAUUUUGAGACCAUCGGAACAUCCACACAUGAGGAACGUACGCAAGUCUGACCCUGUAGCGCGAUACCAACAGUUCCGGCAGUCUUGGUGUCAACAACGUGCACCAGGUGAAAAGAAGCACAACCAGCUACGAUGGAACAUCAGGGAACAAAUGCUUGCGCAGGACCAGGUCAUAGAAAAGAAACCACAGCGAGUAUAUGUUCCAAACAAAUAUGUCGUACCUACAGACAAACAGAGAAAAUCACUGAGGUGGCAGAUACGCAUGGACCUAGCACAGGGACAAAUGCCUGCUCAUGGCUUUUUUCAUGAAUACUGAUCUCAGGUGUUGCUGAAGGAGUUUUUUUUUACUUUCUACAUUUUUGUGUCCUGGAGGCUAUAGCUAUGAUUCCUAGCUUGGUUUUAUGGACGGGAGACAGUCAAUUUUAAUCUCAUAGAAUAUUCUGCAGAAACCAUUUAUGUAAAUCAGAAUUUGCAUACUGUAAUGUAUAUGGUUAGAAAGUUUGAUAAAAUUAUAAAUGAUGUUAAUAAAUGUCUUAAAAUUGACA
Ostrea edulis (European flat oyster) is the source of this 1422-nucleotide messenger RNA. Its product is annotated as centriolar and ciliogenesis-associated protein HYSL1-like. Gene Ontology annotation, biological process: cilium assembly. Lineage: Eukaryota; Metazoa; Mollusca; Bivalvia; Ostreida; Ostreidae. Gene Ontology annotation, cellular component: centriole; non-motile cilium. The transcript has 10 exons. The record is from RefSeq and is a predicted model, not a curated record. The coding region runs from base 267 to 1193 and encodes 308 amino acids.